AUGAGUGCAUUGAAGCCAUUGCUGUCGAUGUCGUUGAGUGGCAUCCGAGACACGAGUGAACUGUUGCGGCCACUGGUGGCCAUCCAUCAGAUGAGUGUCCGUUGGAAGCCGUGUUACCCGCGGAUUAGAGGACCCCCUCGACCGCCACUGCCGGGCAAAAAGGUGCCGGAGCCUCACAAAUACAACUGGCUUCCCAUCUAUCCAUUGGACGGCAAGUACACGAUAUCGCCGCUCAAGAUACGAAAGCUCGCCGGAAGGGAUCCCGAGACGGGACGGGUGGUCGUCAAGACGUUGGGCGGAGGCAACAAAAAGUACUUCCGUUGGAUCGACUACAAGAAGACGCCCAAUGAGGACGGGUCCGUCGUAGAGGAGAAGGUGUUUAGCNAGAAGGUUCGUUGGAUUAUCGCAUCGGAAACGAUGCAAACGGGAGACAUAAUCCGCACGUUUUCGGCGAUACCCCGCAAUCCCGUGCGACCCAAAGAGGGCGACUCGCAUCCGGUGGGGGCCCUCCCUAUCGGCACUCGAGUGCACAACAUAGAGGUGGUGGCGGGAGAGGGCGGACGGUUCGUACGAUACGCCGGCGACUACGCGGAAGUGACGCGAAGAGUCGGCAAAAGAAACUAUCUUCACAUGAAUAAAGCGAAUAGAGAUGUCUGUAUAGACGAGAAGUGUAUGGUGACAGUGGGCCGGGUGUCCAACCCAUACCACCACACCCUCAAUAGGAUGUGUCCCCAAAAGAGCCGAUGGAUGGGCAAAAGGCCGCGCUCUGGCGCCUGGCAUCGGAAGGACGGCUAUUGUGGCCGCAAAAAUCGACCGCCGAAGCCGUUGGCUGACUGGGUGUCGGAGCUGCAGACGGCCCUACCUAAGGAGCCCGAGGUGUAUGUCAUUCAGCCCUUUAAUUAA
Oppiella nova is the source of this 903-nucleotide messenger RNA. NCBI's taxonomy places the organism in Eukaryota, Metazoa, Arthropoda, Arachnida, Sarcoptiformes, Oppiidae. The record is from the annotation of a GenBank genome assembly.